AUGCGUGCUGUGUUGCAGCGCGUCAAGCAGGCAUCCGUGCACGUGGAUGGAAAGCUUGUAUCUAGCAUUGGUCCCGGCAUACUUGCGCUUAUCGGUGUAUCCCAGGAGGAUACGCCGGAGCAAAUAGAUACUCUUGUUCGCAAAAUGCUUACCAUUCGGCUCUGGCCUGAGGGCGCGCUUGCCAACGGUGCAGCCAGCAGCGGGCCUGAGACAAGGCUGUGGCGCGCCAACGUUGCCGAAUUUGGCGGCGAGAUAUUGUGUGUAUCGCAAUUUACGCUGCAUGCAAAAUUAAAAGGCACACGCCCCGACUUUCACGCUGCGAUGGGCGGCGAGCAGGCGAGAGUAUUUUACGAUGCGAUCCUUUCCAAGCUCCAAAAAGAAUACAUUGCAGACAAAAUCCAGGAUGGUGAAUUUGGCGCAAUGAUGGACGUUGCUUUGAUCAAUGACGGCCCGGUUACGAUCGCACUCGACACGUUGGAAAAGAAAUAG
Messenger RNA from Malassezia vespertilionis, 489 nucleotides. It is a transcript of the gene DTD1, whose product is annotated as D-tyrosyl-tRNA(Tyr) deacylase. Gene Ontology annotation, cellular component: cytoplasm. NCBI's taxonomy places the organism in Eukaryota, Fungi, Basidiomycota, Malasseziomycetes, Malasseziales, Malasseziaceae. Gene Ontology annotation, biological process: tRNA metabolic process. The transcript is spliced from 6 exons. The coding region runs from base 1 to 489 and encodes 162 amino acids. Gene Ontology annotation, molecular function: D-tyrosyl-tRNA(Tyr) deacylase activity. The record is from RefSeq and is a predicted model, not a curated record.